AUGGAUGGAAGUCAAGCAAAAAAUCAAACAGUAAGUCUUCAAUCAAAAUUCGAUUUCCAAACUCGAUUUCAGUCAAAAACAAAAAGUAUAUGUAGUUAUUGCGAAGAAAGUAAAUAUCAAAGUGAUAUGACAGAUGUUCCUCGAUCAAAAGAUAUGAGACAAAAAUGGAUCGAAAUUCUUGGAUAUCGGUUCGCAGAAAACACGAAGUGCAGAAGAUUUCCAAGAAUUUGUAGAUCACAUUUCAAUGUUGAAAACGAUUUGAACUAUCGAAAACCGCAAGAACUUCCAAUAAAAAUGAGCGAAGAGGAAGAAGAAAACGUGGUGAGAAAUAAAGUGAGUUGAGACUGGGGUUAAACAGAAAUGCUACUCACAGUGUGUAUUUAAUUAGACCAAAUCGCUAGUCCCCAAGUUUUAACAUCGAUAAUUUUUGUCGAAUUUAACAUUGACCCUAACAUAAGAUUGCGUCAGAUCUCAAAAAAUAUAGGGAAAAGCCUUUUUGUUUUAAAUUACCCACUGUAUUAUUUAAUUAUUUUUGGAUCAUAUGUCAACAAAUAAGAAGAAAAAGUUCGAACCUGAACAAAUGUUGUUAUUGUGAGGAACGUGACGAAUCUUCAAAUAUGACACGAGUUCCGUCAAAUCAAAUUACUCGUCAAAAAUGGAUCGAUAUUCUUGGAAAACGUUUCGCGAAAAAUUUGAGCAAGAUUCAGCAGGGUUUGAUUUGUCGAGCACAUUUUGAAGGAAAUUUGAAUGUUCGGAGGAGAACGUAUCAACUUCCAAUCAGAAUGGGUCGAGAAAAUGAAUUAAAUUAUUACGGGGGAAAUAUUUCAGAAAACUCGAGCGAAAACGAAAAUCAUCGUGUUGAAAUAGUUGUGAGUUUUGAGAGAAUCAAAGAAGAUAUGAUAUUUGAGAACAAAUUUCAGGAAAACGAAAGUGACGAUAUGGAAUUUAUAGAUGUGGUGACAGUUGAAAGAGAAGAAAUGGAAACGGAACAAAAUGAGAACUUGAAUUUUCAGCAAAAUUUUAUUAUCGAAAAGGAUAGCAAUAAUGUGUUGGAAAAUAUUGAGAGGCCAGAAGAAAUUAUGAAUAAUGAAAUAGAUAAAGCUGAUCAUCAUCAAUCAGUAUGUGUUUUACUGAAAAUGGCUCGGAAACGGAGUUAGAGCACUUUUAAAAAUAUUCAAAUUCUGAAAGAUGUGGUCGAGAAAUGUCGGGAAUUCGGCCAAAGCAAUAAAGGCGCUCUAACAAUGAGGAUUUUCGCAUUAUUAGAGCGAGUUUGCUGCCCCAGCCGAAUUGCCGACAUUUUUCGGCCACCAAAACAAAUAGUUCGGCCACAUUUUAUUUUUUUUAGAAAAAUGGCGACUUGGAAAAUCGAGAUUUGUUGUCAGUAAAAAUAGAACAAGAUGAAGAUUCGGUAUGUUUUUAUUUUCAAGUUUCAUAAAAUCUUUAAAUUUUUCAGCUAACUGGUGAAAAUCGUGUGAAAAUUGAAGCUCAGCAAUUAUGUGAGCCAGAAGAUGAGGGUAUUCAAAUAAUUGUUCCAAUAAAAACGGAAAACUCAAUUAACACAUCAGAAUGUCGUGUUUGUGGAAUAAUUUCUGAUGUCAAAUCAAUGACUCCGAUCCCGAAAAAAACAUCAAUUCUUUUGAAAUGGUUUAAAAUACUUGGAAGUGUCUUUUUUGACAAUAUUAAUUCAAACAAUUCUCCACAUUUUAUUUGCUAUUUUCAUUUGAGACACAUUUUGGACCAACUUUGCAAAGAAUUUUAA
Molecule: messenger RNA, 1759 nt
Organism: Caenorhabditis angaria
Lineage: Eukaryota; Metazoa; Nematoda; Chromadorea; Rhabditida; Rhabditidae
Source: the annotation of a GenBank genome assembly